Molecule: messenger RNA, 2775 nt
Organism: Rhineura floridana
Lineage: Eukaryota; Metazoa; Chordata; Lepidosauria; Squamata; Rhineuridae
Gene: AOAH
Product: acyloxyacyl hydrolase
Exons: 22
Coding region: 205-1941 (578 amino acids)
Biological process (GO): lipopolysaccharide catabolic process; negative regulation of inflammatory response
Molecular function (GO): acyloxyacyl hydrolase activity; calcium ion binding
Source: RefSeq, a predicted model, not a curated record
UCCUCACGUUUUUGUUUCAGCUGAAUGAGCUUAUGGAAAAAAAUAUUAAAAUGUGAACUUUGCUGCCUAGUCCCACCUCCAUGCUAAUCGCACCACACUUAUUAAGAAAAGAGGAAGAGGAAAACCAAGACAGAGCUAGUUUCUGUGAGAGACUCCUCUCCUCACGGGGCUUCAUCUAGGAGAUCGAGCUACAGAAAGUACUGAAUGAGAAUGCGUUGGAAGACAUCCCCUUCCUUAACCUGCAUGCUCUUCUUCAUGCUUUUGCUGAAUGGCAUGUCCCUCAUUCCAAAUGGCAGGCACAAGCUGCUGUAUGAAAAGGGACACAAAGAAUACAAGUGUGUGGGAUGUGUACUUUUGGUAUCCAUAAUAGAACAGCUUGCUCAGAUCCACAAUUCAACAGCAAAAGAAGCUCUGGAGAGACUCUGUAGCUACUUACCUGAAAAGUUGCACUUACAAGGCACGUGCUUUCUGGUGGCUGAAAUAUUUGGACCAAAUAUAAUUAAACUGAUAGAGAGCAAAAUGAAUGCUGAUGUGGUGUGCCAUUCCAUUCGCUUUUGUACACAGAAGGCAGGUCAACCAUUUUGUCAUCUAUACCCACCUCCUAAGGUGGGCUUAGAUGUGGCUAUAAAGCAAUCCGAAAGAAUGGUUUCAAAUCAGAUCAAGAAGAAUGUUCAUAGGUUAUCAGGCAUAUGCUCACUUCCUUUCAUGAAGCACCUGUGUGAGAACAUUCAAUCUUUUAUCCAUAGUAAGUUACCUUACGAAGACUUUGAUGGAGAUAAAUUUAGUACUUUCCCAACCUUGAGAGGAUAUCACUGGAGAGGGAGAGACUGUGAUGACAGGCAGGCCUCUGUGCAUCCAGGGAGACGCCCUGAUAACUGGGAUGCAGAGAAGGACUCUAACUGUAAUGGAAUAUGGGGUGUUAAUCCAAAAGAUGGCAUCCCCUACGAGCAGAAAUUUUGCAACGGCACAGAGUCCAAAGGAGUCAUUAUCUUGGGAGAUUCAGCUGAGGCCCAUUUUCACAUCCCUCCUGAAUGGGUGACAGCAUCACAAAUGUCAAAGAAAGCAUUUUCCAACCUUCUUGAGGUUUUUUCCGAUGAGCUUGACUGGCCUCAAUUUUCAGGAGCAACUGGAUUUCUUCACUCCACAAUUGGCGGCUGGACAGAAUCAUUCUACCUACAUUUGCGAAGAAGAAACCGCUGCAACCAUAGAGAUUACCAGAACAUUUCUAAAAAUGGUGGCUCUUCAAGAAACAUCCUAGAUCUUGUAAAAAGCUUGGCAAGGAGUCAACAGUUUGACAAGCCUGCAAUAGUUACUUUUGCAAUGAUUGGAAAUGCCGUCUGUAAUGGACAUUCUGACACAGUAAAACACAUGACACGACCUGAGCAAAUGCGCUCCAAUGUUGUGCAGACUCUGCAUUAUCUAAACAGCCUCCUUCCAAAAGGGAGCCAUGUGAUUUUAACUGGCUUGGUAGAUGGUCGCUUCCUAUGGGAUAACUUGCAUGAUAGAUACCAUCCUCUUGGGCAGUUAAACAAAGAUGUCACCUAUGGACAAUUUUAUUCAUUUCUUAGCUGUCUUCAGACUACUCCAUGCACUGGCUGGAUGUCUACAAAUGCCACACUUAGGAACGCGACUUCAGAGAGAGCCUUACAGCUUUCCAACGUCCUGAAACAAUUAGCAAAAUCUGAAAAAUAUGCUAAUUUUGAUGUUUUCUACAUGGAUUUCCCACUGAAAGAAAUUGCUAAAAUGUGGCACCAGCUUGGAGGAGAGGCCUGGCAACUAGUAGAACCUGUUGAUGGAUUUCAUCCUAAUCAGAUUGCUUCUGCCCUUGGAGCAAGAAUAAUCUGGGAGAAGAUACUUCGUGAAUGGCCUCACGUUCUUGGAAAAGAAAAUCCAUUCAAUGAUGAGAUUGCAGCAGUUUUCAAAGAUCAAGGAGGGCAUUGAUCUCAGCAGUCUAAACACAGUGGGGAUUAACCUUUCAGAAUGCACAGCACUGUUCUCAACAAAACAAGCUAGCCUUUGUUUAACUGGUGUUAGAACAAAAAAAGCUGAUGGAUGCAAAGAUGAUACAACAAUCUUCUUUACUAUGUGGCAUCUGAAUGGAAACUUAAACACAGCCAAUCCAUCAGUUGUAAAAUUUGGCUUAUGUAUUGAUGGGGAGUCAUAAAAUAGACCUCAUUGGUUUAUUAUUAAGCAAGGAUUUAUGCCCUCACUGUUUGUCUCAUUAAUUUACAAAGCCUCUUCAGUUUGUGCCUUUUCAAUUUGUUUCCAAUACACAUUCAAUUUAACUGGAAUUCUCUAUUGAUAGUAUAUUUUAUGUAGUUUCAAUUUUUCUGCUAGAUACUGAAAUUCUCUUGAAGUCCUCCAUUUGAAUAAAGCAUCUGGAUGUUACCAAAAUUAGUAUUUACCCUCCCACUAUUUCUUCCUAGGUCAUCUCUCAUAGAACUAUUUCGUAAAGAACCUAAAUGCAAACCUAUGCUCACAAACCUUUUGUGGCUACAUUUGCUCUAAUGCUUAUUGCCGAUUCAGUUAUUGCUGAACCAUUGUCAAAGUUCAAGUAAUCUUUUCAGAAGACUCAAGAGUGUUCUUUUUCUAUCCAUUUGAGAAAACCUCUGAAUUUAUAAUUGCUUUUGGUUUAGCUUUAUUUGAAUUUGUUUACUGAACUGCUUCUUUCUAUAAACUCCCCUACAAUUGUUCCUUUGCUUUCUGUUUGUUUUACCAGCUUUCCAUAUUCUCAGUGAAUGUUUUCCAUAUUCCCUCGUUUUAAUUUAAAAGAUC